Messenger RNA from Cebus imitator (Panamanian white-faced capuchin), 3343 nucleotides. It is a transcript of the gene GYG2, whose product is annotated as glycogenin 2. NCBI's taxonomy places the organism in Eukaryota, Metazoa, Chordata, Mammalia, Primates, Cebidae. Gene Ontology annotation, molecular function: glycosyltransferase activity. The record is from RefSeq and is a predicted model, not a curated record. Bases 315 to 1730 code for a protein of 471 amino acids. The transcript has 10 exons. Gene Ontology annotation, cellular component: cytoplasm.
CGCAGCCAGGGCUGGGCACCAGGCGGCGCGCGGGCUUGUUUGCCGGCGGGGGCUGCAGCUUGGCGGAGACGACCCGCGCCUGCGGGGGUGGGCGGAGGCGGGGCCGCGCAUCCGGACAGAAGCCAAUCGAUGCCCUCGGAGCCUCCAGCGCCGGCCCAGGGCAGAGGCCGCCGGACCGCGGAAGAGGCCUGGAAAUCCACACGGGUUCCUGGAGACGGUGCCUCUGCUCUGCGGGUUCGUGGUGGGGAAGUCCACCCACUGCUCCCCUGCGCCCGCCUGCCGGUCCACGCCCGCUGCACUCAGCACGGAGGACCAUGUCGGUGACUGAUCAGGCUUUUGUCACACUGGCCACCAAUGACAUCUACUGCCAGGGUGCCCUUGUCCUGGGGCAGUCACUGAGGAGACACAGGCCAACGAGGAAGCUGGUGGUGUUGAUCACUCCUCAGGUGUCCAGCCUGCUCAGGGCCAUCCUCUCCAAGGUGUUCGAUGAAAUAAUUGAAGUGAAUCUAAUUGAUAGUGCGGACUACAUCCACCUGGCCUUUCUGAAGAGACCUGAGCUUGGGGUCACCCUCACCAAGCUUCACUGUUGGACUCUCACUCACUACAGCAAGUGUGUCUUCCUGGAUGCAGACACUCUGGUGCUGUCCAAUGUCGAUGAGCUGUUUGACCGGGGAGAGUUUUCUGCAGCCCCGGACCCGGGAUGGCCGGAUUGCUUCAAUAGCGGGGUGUUUGUCUUCCAGCCUUCGCUGCGCACGCAUAAACUCCUGCUGCAACACGCCACGGAACACGGCAGCUUUGAUGAAUGGAAAUCCAUUGGGACAGGUCCUUUGGAGGCUGUCUUUGAGGGGCUCCAUGGUAGUUGGGUGCUUUCUGGGUGUCUUUUAUCGCGUCUGAGUGGAAAUCAGAAUCCCUUCUGUUUCCCUCUCAGAUUCGGUUCCAGUGCAAAGGUCGUCCACUUUUUGGGGUCCACAAAGCCUUGGAACUACAAGUACAAUCCACAGAGCGGCUCGGUGUUGGAGCAGGGCUCAGCGCCCAGCAGCCAGCACCAGGCGGCGUUCCUUAAUCUCUGGUGGACCAUCUACCAGAACAACGUGUUGCCCCUUUAUCAAAGCGUCCAAGCAGGGGGAGCACUCGCAGCUCCUGGACACACACUUUGCCUCAGUGAUGUUGGGGCGCCGUGUGCAGAUUCAGCAUCCGGUGCUGGAGAGCCGUGUGCAAAUUCAACACCUACUCCUGGCGUGCCAUGUGCAAAUUCAGCACCUGGAUCUAACCAGCCUGCUCAGGGCCUUCCAGAGCCAACCCAUCUCAUAGUGGAUGAGAUCCUGUCUCUGCCUGAAGGACGCCGUUCAGAAGAUAUGAUAGGUUGUCCUGAAAUUGAGACUCCUGCUGCGAUAACGUGUGACCCACUGUCUCAGCCUUCCCCUCAGCUUGCAGACCUCACAGAGACUGAAGCCACCUUGCAGCCAGCAAAUAAUGUCGAAAGUGUCCCAUCUAAGGAAACCUUCGAACUGAGCCAGGAACUCCCUGCUGAGGCCGUCAGGGACCCCAGUCCACACAGUGCUCUGGAGGUCGACCUGGCCGUGUCUGUUUCCCAGAUCUCCAUUGAAGAGAAAGUGAAGGAACUGAGCCCCGAGGAAGAGAGGAGGAAGUGGGAGGAAGGCCGUAUUGACUACAUGGGGAAGGACGCGUUUGCCCGCAUCCAGGAGAAGCUGGACCGCUUCCUGCAGUAAUCCGGCAGUGGUGGGCGUUGUGUGCAGUUAGACAAUGUUCUGUUGUUGGGUGGUUGUGUUGCGUGGAAAUCUCGUCUGGUCCCUUCAGAGGGAAAUGCUGUUGAACCUUGUGCCUCUAUUUAUGCUUAAUCCAUUUGAGUGCCUCACACAAGGAACGUAGAGGAUAGAAAUCCACCUUAACGCCCCUCGCCCCAACCCCUGCACCAAUGCCUUCUGGGCUCUCUUCAGAGCUCAGUUCUACCCUUCACCUUGUCGGCAAAAGCGAGCAAUAACAAAAUUCUAGUAGACCCUUGGCGGCGGUCUCUGCUCUUACCUGAAGUAUGGUGGCGCUGUGUCGUACAGGUGCUAAGAGACCUACCCUAUUUAGAAUUAAACCUCACUGCAGACUUCCUCCCAUCACUAAGCUAACAACGCUAAUAUAUGUAUUUAGCACCUCUGAGCCUUUGCAAAGGAGACCCAUGUCUGUAGGGCUAAGGAAACAUUUAGACGUCGUGACUUUGACUCUCAUUUGGACUUGGCGAAGUGUAUCUGAGAAACACCCCGGCUGUGGUCUCUCUGCUUUAAAUCCUAACAGGACUUCUAGUGCUGUUGACAGAAAUUCUACCUGUGGACGUUGGGAAGAAAGAUUGUAGGUGGCCCGGGGGAUGUAAGGUCUUCUAAACCGAUUCACUUCCUGGUUUAGAAGAAUCAAGGGCUUGCCCCCAAACGAUUUAGAGCAACAACUUGCUGACGAUAACAGGAUCUAGAGAUGCUCUGUGCUUGACGAAAAAAUCAGUGUGCGGUCAGUCUACCCUCACUACCUCAGUUCUCAGUAACUUACUGAAUCACUGUGCUCCUCAAAGCCGUUCCCACACAGCUCUUUCUGGAGAAUUCUCAGUUUUAUGAGACAGGACACUUUAUUCCAUGAGAAAGGCUCAUUGUCAGAGCAUCUUCAUUUAAUGGACACAGUAUGCUGUGUAUGUCACCAGGUGGCCGUCAGGAGCCACCGAGAGUGUCAUUAAAAUGGGCACGUUGUAAUAAAGAGAGGAAAGUGUGAUUUUUGAAAUGUUUGGAAGGUUUAUUUAGCAUGCACAUGCCAGGGAAAAGCAGAGAGGAAAUGAGAGACGGGAUAGGAAGGCCGUGGGAGAGCUCAGUCCUGGCUUGUGUUGGUUGGAUGUGUUUACGUGGAGAGGCAUGGCCACUUUUUAUGUCACCUGAAGCAGUUUAGCCCUUUGGGUAAAGGAACAUGCCUGGAUUUAUGGCAUUAGUGGUGGCGGUUUUUUGUGCAAGAUGUGGGUGAUGGAGGGACUGUUUCUUUUUCCGUCUGAGUUGUUAAUAGUCUGCAGUCUCAGAGGGCAGUGCUCAUAGGACAUUUCAGGGGUUAAUUUAAAACAGCCAUAUGGAUAUAGUCUCAGGUGAGUCAGGGUUAGACGGUCACCGGCUUUCAGAGGGAGACCACGGGAACAUUCAGGGAAAGAACGUCAGCUUCUUUGGGGACCAGAAUUCAUGUUCACGGGCAGUGAUGAGUUGGCUCAUGGAGUGAGUCCAGUAUGGAAUCCUGCUGUGCGUUCUAGCCUAUAUCAUCUCAUUUGGACAAACGCUGACGUGUUUAAAUUAAAAUGUUAAAAAACAGU